Molecule: messenger RNA, 2352 nt
Organism: Urocitellus parryii (Arctic ground squirrel)
Lineage: Eukaryota; Metazoa; Chordata; Mammalia; Rodentia; Sciuridae
Gene: Rbfa
Product: ribosome binding factor A
Biological process (GO): rRNA processing
Source: RefSeq, a predicted model, not a curated record
CCACGUCCCGUCGCCCCACGUCCGCAUCACGUCGCUGCGCUCCACCGUCCGCCGGCUGCGUCUUGUCGUCCAGCCUCUGUGUCCGCUCCGCGCCCGCUGUGCUGGCAGAGUCCUCCCGGACAUGUGGGCUGCCGCCCGCGGCCUGUGCUGCCCCGGCGCGGGGGUGCUGUGGCGGCGGGGCUGCGGUGAGGCUGCACUCCACCGCACGCGGAGCCUGCACGGCUCUGCCGUCUCCUGUGGCAGCAAGAACUUGCUCAAGAAAUUUGCUUCGAAAACCAGGAAGAAGUUCUGGUAUGAAGGUCCUUCCCUGGGGUUUACUGGGCCUUCCAAAUUGGACUUGCUCCUGAAGAGAACCUCAAAGAGGACCAGGAAGGAAGACCAUGUGCGCCUGCGGGCCCUGAACGGCCUCCUCUAUAAAGCGCUGACAGACUUGUUGAGCACCCCUGAAGUGAGCCAGGAGGUCUACAACCUGAAUGUGGAGCUUUCCAAGGUCUCGCUGACUCCAGACUUCUCAGCCUGCCGCGUCUACUGGAAGGUGAGCCUCUCGGCGGACCAGAACAAGCGCACAGAGGCCACCCUGCAGAGGAGUGCGGCGCACAUGAGACACCUGUUGAUGUCCCAGCAGACCCUGAGGAAUGUGCCGCCAAUAGUGUUCAUUCAAGACAGAAAAAACGCAGCUCUGGCAGAGAUUGAUGGUUUACUGGCAGUGGCCGAGUUUGGACCUCCAGACGAAGGAGCCCACCCCAUAGGAGAUGAUCCCAGGGACCCUGAUGCCCUAUCACCACAUGAUGCCCCAGGACCUGCUUCAUGCUCAAGUCUGUGUGGGAUCGAUCAUGAGGCACUCAGCAAACAAAUAAUGGAGUACAAACGGAGGAAGGAGAGAGGACUCCUGAGCCUGGCGUUGCGGGGGCAAGAGCAGGGGGCUGAGCCCACACAGCUGGUGAGGAGGAGGAGGAGGAAGACCCUGUCCUGCCAGGACAAGGACAGCUCCCCCAGGAGUUUCCUGCUGGGGAUUGGUGGAGUUGCUGGUCUGGUCGAGAGGUAUAGUUGAUGGAGUUUCUUGUUGGUGGUCACAUAUCCAAGGAUGGAUCACAUGGCAAGUUAUAAAACAGUCUUCGGUGAGUGUUAAAAAAUUGAAAUCAUAUAAAAUAUUUCUUCCGAUCACAAUAGAAUGAAACUAGAAGUGAAUAAAACAAGAAAACAGGAAAUUCAUAAACAAAUGGAAGUUAAACAACACACUUUUAAAGAAAACAGUGGUUCCAGAAGAAAUCACUAAGCAACCUUGAAUAUAUUUUGGAAUAACUGAAGACAAAACUACAGCAUGCCAAAACUUAUGGGACAUAGUGAAGGUAGUACUUGGAAGGAAACUUAUAUGGGUAAGUGCUAUAUUAAAAAAAGAAGGAAGCUGUCAUGAACAACUUAAAUUUACAUCUUAUAAACCAGAAAGAAAAGAGCAAACUAAUCCCCAGGCCAAAAGAAGCAAGGAGGUAAUAAAGAUCAAGAAAAAAUAAAUGGAAUUGAGGGUAGGAAAACAAUAGAAUCCACAAAAACAAARUUGAGUUUUUUGAAAAGAUCAACACAAUUGACAAGUCUUUACCUAGACCAACUAAGAAAAAAGAAAAGGAGGUGCACAAACUGAAAUCAGAACUCAAAGAAGGGACACUACUACUGACCUGACAGAAGUCAAAAACAUUUGAGGAGACUGUUAUGAACAGUUGUAUUCCAACACAUUAGAUGAUUUAGAAAUUCACAACUCUGGGAAACCACACAUUAUCAAUACUGAUUUGAGAGAAAAUCUCAAUAGAAUCCACAGCAAGUAGAGAUUGAAUCACUUAUCAAAAACUUCCCCCAGAAGAAAAGCCCAGAACCAGAUGGCUUCUCUGAUGAAGUCUAUAAAACAGUUUGAGAAGACACAGCAUCAAUCUCACCAAACUGUUCCAACAACACCAGCGGAGGGAGCCCUUGCUAAGCAUUCUAUGAGGCCAGCACCACCUGAGAGGAACAGCGUCACCACAGAGAAAGCCACAGACCCACACCACCCACCAAGUGGAGUGUCAGCUUCCUGGGGUUGCAGUAAGGGAGCACUACAAACCGGGCACCUGGAGACAGCCUCAAGAGUUCUGGAGCCAGAAUGCCAAGGUCAAAGUCCUUGCAGGGUUUUGGCUCUGCAGAGAAUCUGUCUGUCUUUCUAGCCUCUAAUAGCUCCUUGGCUUGCUCUACUUCACUCCUUCAUCUUCACACCAUGAUCUUCUUGUGUAUCUGUCUUCAAGGGACACCAGUUGUAUUGGUAUAGAGCUUCCCCAACUCCAUUAUUAAGCAAAGUAUAGAAAUAAACAGCAUUUGAAUUGGAAA